Molecule: messenger RNA, 5021 nt
Organism: Camarhynchus parvulus
Lineage: Eukaryota; Metazoa; Chordata; Aves; Passeriformes; Thraupidae
Gene: NFX1
Product: nuclear transcription factor, X-box binding 1
Exons: 24
Coding region: 126-3524 (1132 amino acids)
Biological process (GO): negative regulation of transcription by RNA polymerase II
Cellular component (GO): nucleus
Molecular function (GO): DNA-binding transcription factor activity, RNA polymerase II-specific; RNA polymerase II transcription regulatory region sequence-specific DNA binding; zinc ion binding
Source: RefSeq, a predicted model, not a curated record
UGCUCUCUCUCGCCACUGCGGUGCAAGCUGCGUGCUCAGAUAAGGCUCAAUCGGGGGCGCAUGCGGAAGCUGUGCGCGUGCGCGGCAGCUGGGACGCCGGACCGCGGAGUGGGGCUGGUGCUGGCAUGGCGGAGGCGCGGCCCGGCUCAGGUACAUUGAAUUUCAGCCCUGGUGCUGCUGCUUCCGUUUCUGGAGAAGGACAACCAACAGAUAUAAACUGGGUAAAUAAAGAUAGGAAAGACUCUAACAGUAAUCAGAAUAGAAGUAAGAUACCAAUUCCUAGUCUGUAUUCUGAAAGAGGUACAGAUCAUGAAAGCUCUUCCACAAAGCAUCAUGGCUUUUGUAAUCUGGAAAGUCAGUAUGGGAAUUCUGAAGACUUCCACCAAUAUUUUGGUACUAGUAAAAGUUUGAAGAAUCGCAGCUUGCAAAGCCAGAGAUUGCAUAGAUUAAGAAAUGAUAGCACAUGUGCUAGAAAUAAGACAAGGCAAAGUACUAGUGAUACGGCUGCAGGUCCAGGCAUUUCAGAUGCUGCGCUAGUACCUGGUAGAAGAGCACCUCCUAGAGGAUACAGUGAUUUUCUCUCCUCAGAGAGUGACAGGGAAGUACUUAAUGCAGAUAGCAGAGGGGCAAAGCCGAAGAAAACACAUCUGAUACAUGUAUCUGGGAGAGGUUUUAGGGAAAAGGGAAAGCAGAUACAUGACCGUGAAAAGCGGAUGAGCUCUAAACAGAAAGUAGAGCUGUUUGAAAAUUUUCCAUCUUUGGAUUUGACGCAGUCUGACUCUUCAGAAUCGUCCAUUGGAAAGGCAUUCUGUGAUGCACCUUUUGGAAGUGGGGAUGAGCAAAAAGGCUACAAUAAUGUAAACAAAAGAUAUCCCCGGAAGCCUGUGUGGAAUAAACCCCCAGUAGAAAAGGAGUGUCAGAAAAGACAUGAUUCUCACCGUAUUAAAAAUUCAAAAGUAGGUAAGAAGUCUUCUGUUGCAUAUACUCCAAAAGAUAAAAAUGAAAGGAAGAAAGAACUCCUUGCUCACAAAAAUGAUGAAAACUUGACCAGUGAAAUCAGACAUCAGUUGUCUGAGUCUCUCAGGUUCAGUGGAAGAAAUUUCUUGCUAAAAGGGGAUCAAGUACCUUCACUUCAUUUCAGCUGGACCCAGUACUGGAAGAAGCAAAGUGAUGUACCAAAAAACAAAGAAACUCAUACAGGGUCAUUGAUUGAACAGCUGACCACAGAGAAGUAUGAGUGCAUGGUAUGCUGUGAGGUGGUCCGAAUAGUAGCCCCAGUGUGGAGCUGUCAGAAUUGUUACCAUGUAUUCCACCUGAAUUGCAUCAAGAAAUGGGCACGAUCACCAGCUUCACAAGCUGAAGAUGGCAAUAGCGGUUGGAGAUGUCCGGCUUGUCAGAAUGCUUCUGUGCAAGUUCCUAAAACUUACACUUGUUUCUGUGGUAAGGUGCACAAUCCUGAAUGGAAUAGAAAUGAAAUCCCACAUAGCUGUGGGGAACUUUGUGGAAAGAAGAGGCAGUGUUUGGACUGUCCACAUCUUUGCAACAUUCUGUGCCACCCAGGACCGUGCCCUUCGUGCCCAGCCUUUGUGACAAAAACAUGUGAAUGUGGACAAACAAGUCAUUCAGUUCGCUGUGGUCAAUCAACAAAAAUUCAUUGUUCUAAUGUAUGUGGAAAUACUUUAAACUGUGGAAAGCACAGCUGUACUCAAGUGUGCCACUCGGGAAAAUGUUCACCUUGCCAGUUAACAGUACAGCAAGUGUGUUACUGUGGAAGCAACUUCAAAGAAGUAUUGUGUGGAUCAAAGGAAGAAUUCUCUGAUGGUUUUGGGAGUUUCUCAUGUCAGAAUAUAUGUGGCAAAAAAUUAAAUUGUGGGAGACACAACUGUAAGCAAGUAUGCCAUCCUCAGCCUUGCCAGCUCUGUCCACGACUUCCACAAGUUGUGUAUCGUUGUCCCUGUGGUCAGACUCCUCUCAGCAAGUUACUGGAACUAGGAUGUGUUGAACGUAAAAUUUGCACAGAUCCUAUCCCAUCGUGUGGAAAAACAUGUGGCAAACCUCUUUCUUGUGGUAGCUAUGAGUUCAUUCAUACAUGUGAAAGCCUUUGCCACGAAGGAGACUGUAGACCAUGUUCUCACACAUCAAAUAUUUUUUGUAGGUGUGGCUUCAAAAAAAAGGAAAUCCCAUGUGCUCUUCUCAGAAAUAAAGCUGCUAUUACAUUCAUGUGUGACAAGCGAUGCAACAAGAAGAGAUCAUGUGGACGACACAAGUGUAAUGAAGUUUGCUGUGUGGACACAGAACAUAAGUGCUCUUUGGUUUGUGGUCGUAAACUCAACUGUGGGCUUCAUAGAUGUGAAGAACCCUGCCAUCGUGGCAGUUGUCAAACGUGCUGGCAAACAAGUUUUGAUGAGUUGACUUGUUAUUGUGGUGAAUCUGUGAUUUACCCCCCUGUUCCCUGUGGCACUCAGCCACCAGAGUGUAAAAAAACAUGCACCAGGCCACAUGACUGUGAUCAUCCAGUGUACCAUUCAUGUCAUAGUGAGGAGAAAUGUCCCCCCUGUACCUAUCUCACUCAGAAAUGGUGUAUGGGCAAGCAUGAACUGCGAAGUAAUAUUCCUUGUCAUCUCACUGACAUUUCCUGUGGACUUCGCUGCAAUCAAAUGUUAAAAUGUGGAAUGCACAAAUGUAAAAGAAUUUGUCAUAAAGGAGAAUGUCUUAUAGAUGAAGAAUGUAAACAGCCAUGUAUUAUUCCAAGGCUAUAUUGUAAUCAUCCAUGUAUGGCCCCGUGUCAUCCUUCUUCACACUGCCCGACAACAUCCUGCUGUGCAAAGGUUGAUCUUCAGUGUGAGUGUGGAAGAAGAAAAGAAAGUAUGAUAUGCUCCGAAGCAUCUAAUACAUAUCAAAGAAUAGCUGCUAUAUCUAUAGCAACUAAGCUAACCGAUCUACAGCUUGGGGAUUCAGUGGAAAUCAGUAGGCUUAUUACGAAAAAAGAAAUGAAACAAGCCAGGUUGCAAUGUGACGAAGAAUGCUUAGCUAUUCAGAGGAACAGGCGCCUUGCUGAAGCCCUUGAAAUAGAUGAUAAUUCUGAUCCUUUUAAAAUCCGUUCCUCUGGACCAAAGUACAGUGACCUUUUAAAAGAAGAUGCAAGGAAGGAUAUAAAAUUUGUCAGUGACAUUGAGAAGGAAAUGAGAAUGCUUGUGGAAGCUGUGAAUAAGGGCAAGCACACAAAGAAGAGUCAUUGUUACCCACCAAUGAACAGAGAUCACCGCAGAAUCAUCCAUGAAUUAGCUCAGGUUUAUGGCAUUGAAAGUGUGAGCUAUGACAACGAACCAAAGCGCAAUGUUGUUAUCACUGCAGUGAAAGGGAAAUCCGUUUGUCCAAGCAAUACCUUAACUUCUGUGCUAGAUAAAGAAAUGCAGAGCAGGCCUGCACCUCCUCUUCUUCAUUACAAACAAACAGAUAAGACUAGUGGAAACAAACCAUUAAAGGAAGAGCCAGUAAUUGACUACUUUGAUGUCCAGGACUGAAGUGAUUGAUAUAGAAUCAUUCAGAUGAAUAAGAAUCACAUAGAUUAUGAUACAGAAGCUUAGAGGUGAAAAUACUAAGUUAUUGUGUGAGGUGCUUUUUGAUUAUCUGUCAAAUGACCAGUUGUUCAGCAUAUUCAUAAUUUAACAUCUAAAGUUAGCUAGAUAUGCUAGAUUAAAAAGUUAAGCAUUUCAACAGUUUAUGUAACUGCAUAAUACCUAAUCGUGGUAUGAGUUUAUUAAAUCUGGGUUUGGUGCAAUUUUGUAUCUAAUGUGCAGUCAGAAUAAUUUAGAUUUUCAUUGAUGACUUUGAAGCAAGAGAACUGAUGGUAAGCAGAUAAUAUUUUUGAAAUAUUAAGAACAACAAUAAAUCUCAAGUAUUUAUUUUGAUGUAUCACACACAACUUAAAAUGGACCAGAAAUAAUCUGUGAUAAAAACACUGUUUGGGAUAUUCUUAAAGUAUAUUAAUAUUUUAUUAAUUCACUUUUGUGUUAUUGUGGUAAAUUUGAGAAUUUGAGUUAGUCUUCUACAUAGAAAGAAAUACAAAAUUUAAGUAUAAAUACAUACAUAAAUGCCUGUUAAGAACACAGAAUUGCUUUGGAUUCUGAAGAACCAGUAUUUGGGGAAGGUGGGGAAUUAAAACUUACUCUAAUUUAUCUCAAAUUUGAUGUGUUUAAAAAGAAAAGCAAGCAAAAACAAAGAAAAACAACAACAAAACCACCCUCACAACAGGAGAUUACUAAUACUACUACUUUUUUAUUCAAGACCUUGAACAAAAUCAAACUUUAUAUAUUAUUUUGGUGUUCUGGGCAUGAUUUUAUUGUGGUUUAUAUUUUUUUCUGUACUGUGCAAGCAUAAGAUGAAUGUGUGAAGUUUGGUUUUAGUAUGUUAUGAAUUUGUAAAAUUUAUAAGUCCAACUGCCUAAGCUAUUUGGCAAUGGAAAAUCUUUGUUUUAUGGGAAAUUAACAAAAUUAACAAAAUGGGAUGACAGUUUAAACACUGAAAGACGCCUGAGUGUUCUCAUGAUGGUGAAUUGUUUCCAGAUCUUGAUUUAAGAUAGGUGAGUAGCUCUCUGGGAGAGGAGAUUGUAGGUCUGAUCAGAAGAGGUGGUGCAGCUCUGAAUUGGAGUCAUAUCUGUUCUCCUGAGGAGAAGGUUUUUUGUAUUAAUAGCUUUAGGAACUCUGAUGCUGAUGCACUCUGAUUCUUAUUCCUUGUGGCUGCUACUUGUAAUACUUGAGGUGAGUCCCCUAUACAGCAUAGGAGGCUGAUGAUAAAAAGGGGCUCACUACGUUGUAGUGUGAGAUUUGUUGCCAAAAAAUUGAAAGCUCAUGCUUAGAUUCACGUAGAGUUAUCAUAUGACCCUGAGCCUUAACUAUGAAUCAUUCCAUGGCUACAUUUCAAUUGAACACCUCAUGAAACAUGGAAGAACAAGUAGAAAACUCACAAACCAUAUUGUCCCCCCCAAAUGUUCUAAAAAUAAAAUGCUUGCUAUUAUUGUA